AUGGCGUCAAGAAGGUCUUCUCGAUCUCACUAUAAGAUCUUAUCAUCCUCUUUCUCAAAACCCCGAAUAAACGAAAAUCUUAACCCUAACCAAGUUCUCCUUAACGUCGAGCCAUCCGUCCCUGAUCCACUCCCCACGGUUUCCAUCGCACCACCAGCCCCUCCCUCUGUCCUUGUCCGGUUCCUCCAAUCUCAUUUAGCACGCUCGUUCACAGCCGCUGAUCUACUCCACUUCCUCCGCCGCCGCCUCCAUCACCACCCUUUCUUUGCACCCUACGAUCUCCACGUUUUCUUCUGGGCCGCCUCCUCCUCGGACUCCUUCCGCCAUGACCAUUCCACCUACGAGUACAUGGCUCGGUCCCUCGCCGCCUCCUGCCGCCUCGACUAUCUCCGCUUCCUCCUUGGCUUCCUUAUCACUCAUCCCUGUCCUUGCUCCACCUCCACUUCCGCCGGCGGGAGUAUCUUCUCCUGCCCUCGUCUCCCUCACAUCUACCGCGCCUCCAUUGCCGCCUUUACCCGUGCUGGCCGCUUUGACGAUGCUUCCCAGACCCUCGCAGAUGCCCGCCGAUCCAUUGAUGGGCGCCUCGAUCCUGCCCUCUACAACCUGAUCAUCCAUGCCUUUGCCCGCCGCGGUGAUCACCGCCUCGCCGUCGAAUGGUACAAGGCAAUGAUCAAGGAUCGCGUGAAGCCUGAUACCCAUACCUUCAACAUCCUAAUUGAUAGUGCCUGCCGGAAUUCCGAGUUCAAUUCCGCCGUAACCUGGUUUCGAGAGAUGAAAUUGAAAAACUUGGAGCCGAAUGCAGUCAGUUUCAAUACUUUGAUCGCGGGAUUCCUUAGGCAGAAGAGAUUCAACGAAGGUAUUGGUUCUGCAUUGGAGAUGCUAGACCUUGGCUUCAAACUGACGGCUUCCACCUGCGAAAUUCUGAUUCAUGGGCUUUGCAGGGAUGGAAGAAAUCAGGAAGCAUUUGAGCUUUUGAUGAAUUUCAUGGCUAAGGGAGUGGUGCCAGACGAGUUUGAUUGCUUGGUAUUGAUUGAGAUGCUCUGUGCGGAAGGGAAAGCAGAGAAGGGAUUGGAAAUUCUUAGCUUGUUCUGGGAAAAGGGGAAGUUCGUCGGAGUGGUAACCUGCACUACUCUAAUUGAAGGUUUGAGGAAUUCAGGAAAACUGGAUGAAGCUUAUGGAGUGAUGCAGAAAAUGGUGGAGAAGGGAAUGCUGCCUGAUAGAAUAACAUUUAACUGUCUUAUAGAUGAUCUUUGCAGCUUUGGAAGGACGAUGGACGCUAAUAAAUUUAGAAUUUUUGCUACAAGAUAUGGUUUUGAUCCUAAUGGUGCGACUUUCUCGAUACUAGUACAAGGAUUUGCAGGGGAAGGGAAGAAGAAGGAAGGGGAGAGGGUGGUGGAUGAGAUGUUGGAUGCAGGGUUCAUACCAAAUAUAGCCGUUUAUAACCGGUUGAUGGAGGAUUUGCAGUUUAGUAAAUGA
Messenger RNA from Dendrobium catenatum, 1476 nucleotides. Its product is annotated as pentatricopeptide repeat-containing protein At2g36240-like. The record is from RefSeq and is a predicted model, not a curated record. NCBI's taxonomy places the organism in Eukaryota, Viridiplantae, Streptophyta, Magnoliopsida, Asparagales, Orchidaceae. The coding region runs from base 1 to 1476 and encodes 491 amino acids. The transcript has a single exon. Gene Ontology annotation, molecular function: protein binding.